AUGACGACACAGCUGAUUCCCUCUCAUUUGAAAGAUCCUAAGGUUGUCUUCGAAAAUCGACUUCCAACCAGAGCUUAUACUUAUGAUCCUGAUAUCUUUCAGUCAUUGAAUGGCAAAUGGUCUUUCAAAUUGUUCGACUCUCCUAUUUUGUCACCCGACUUGACAAAGCUCAGAAAUUCAGACUUUGAUUCUUGGAGUUCGAUAUCAGUUCCAUCCCAUUGGCAAUUGCAGGGUGAUGGAAAAUAUGGGCGUCCUCAUUACACAAAUGUGCAGUUUCCUUUUCAAAUUGAUAUUCCAAAUCCUCCAACACUAAACCCAACUGGUGUCUACUCGAGACAGUUCUAUAUUUCCAACCCUGAAGAAUUUAAUCACAGGAUUAGAUUUGAAGGUGUUGAUAAUAGCUUUGAGGUUUAUGUCAAUCAGAAGUACGUUGGAUUCAACAAGGGUUCUCGUAAUGGAGCUGAAUUUGAUGUACAGAAGUUGCUGGUUCAGGGCCAAAACUUGGUCUCUGUGAAAGUCUUUCAGUGGUCCGAUUCUUCUUACAUUGAAGACCAGGAUCAAUGGUGGCUUUCAGGUAUUUUCAGAGAUGUUUCAUUGCUCACUUUACCCAGGGCUGCACAUAUUGAAAACUAUAAGGUGGAUCCGAGAUUUCUUGGCUCCAGUUACAAGGAUGCCAGAUUACUUCUAGAUCUAAGUGUUGUUGGUACCGACUAUGACUCUGUAAAGUUUACUUUGUAUGAUUUUGAAGAUCCCCACAAAAGUAUCGAUACCGAAGCUUUGCUGAAUGACUUUGACAAGCCAAUAACCUCAGCAAUCAAGUUUGUUAAAUUCAGCAAGGAAGAUGCCCAGAAAACUCUAGAGAUUUCUGUCACUACUCCAAAGCAUUGGACUGCAGAAGACCCUUACUUGUAUAAAUAUGCUUUGGAGUUGAUCAGAGUGGAUGGAACUUCUGUUCAUACUGUCCACAAUCACGUUGGAUUCAGACAGAUUGAACGUUUGGAUGGUAACAUUAAGGUUAAUGGCAGGACAAUCCUCUUCAGAGGUGUUAACAGGCACGAGCAUCACCCUAGAUAUGGUAGGGCAGUUCCUCUAGAGUUUGUCAUCAGGGACUUGAAAAUCAUGAAACUCCACAACGUCAAUGCUGUCCGUACAUCUCAUUACCCGAACCAUCCAAGAGUGUACAAUUUCUUCGACAAGCUAGGUUUCUGGAUUAUUGAUGAGGCCGAUUUGGAAACUCAUGGUGUUCAGGAACCUUAUAACAGAUACAACGAUAUCGUUACAGAGGGCAGUGACACUAAACAUGCCAACUAUGAUGCAAACGUUCGCUUCUUGUCAAGCAAUCCAGACUACAAGACGGCUUAUUUGGAUCGGGCAUCACAAUUGGUGUUACGUGAUAUAAACCAUCCUUCUGUGAUCCUUUGGUCUCUUGGUAAUGAAGCCGGUUAUGGUACUAACCAUCAAUUGAUGUACAAAUUGAUCAAGAAGCUAGAUUCUUCCAGACUUGUUCACUAUGAGGGCGAUGUUAACGCCAAAACUGCUGAUGUGUAUAGUUUCAUGUAUCCACCUUUAGACUUGAUGGAAAGAUGGAGGAAAAAUCAUACUGACAGCAAUGGAAAGUUUGAUAAGCCAUUAAUUUUGUGCGAAUAUGGUCAUGCUAUGGGCAAUGGUCCCGGUAACCUAAAGGAAUAUCAAGACAUGUUCUACAGUCAUGACUUUUACCAAGGAGGCUUCAUUUGGGAAUGGGCCAAUCAUGGUAUCGAGUUUGAGACUAUUAGUAGAAAAGAUGGAAAGCUCCACAAGGCUUACGCAUAUGGCGGUGACUUUAAUGAAGAGAUCAACGAUGGAAUUUUUAUCAUGGAUGGUUUAUUGAACUCUGAGCACAAUCCAACACCAGGUGUGGUUGAACUAAAAAAGACAUUGGAACCCGUUGUCAUUGAUUUGACAUCAUCUAAAGUUAAGAUAACUAACAGGUAUGACUUCUCUACGACCGAUCAUUUGAAGUUUUUGGAUGUCGACAAUGAUAAAGUUUUGGAGGUCACCUCCUUGAAGCCGGGUGAAUCUAUCACUUUAGAUGUCACCACCAAGAACGUAUCGGCUGUAUUGAAGAGGGACUCUGGCGUACUAAAAGCUGGAUUUGAAGUUGCAUGGGGUCAACUCGAACCAGAUCUACAGGUUAUAGAGCCCACUUCAGAGACAGUCAGAGAUGAAGCUGCUAUUUUAGAGACUGCUCAACUUGUUACUAUUACUUCAAAAAACGUUGUUUUUGAAUUCAAUAAACUCCUUGGAAAAAUUGAACGGUUGACAAUCGGCGAUAGGACUGUAAGUACCAAGUAUGAUGGCUCUUCAAUUACAUUUUGGAGACCACCAACAAACAACGACAAUGCAAAGGAUGCUCCGAACUGGAAGAAGUUCAACAUGAACUUAGUCAAACAAAAUGUUCGUGAAGUCAUUGUAAAAAAGGGCACAGGCGAGUAUUUGGCGAAGGUGAUUGUCAAGUCUCGGGUUGGUCCGCCUGUUUUCUAUUACGGAUUUGAUGUCAUUCAAGAAUACAUUAUCUUCCCGAACAGGCUAACUUUACACACUACUUUGAAGUUAACUGGUGAUUACCAGCCAAAGGAUAUUCCUAGGAUUGGUUAUGAAUUCUGGCUAGGUGAUAAUUAUGAUUCUUAUGAAUGGACUGGUCGUGGCCCUGGAGAAUCUUAUCCGGACAAGAAGCUUUCUCAAAGGUUUGGCAAUUUUAACUCUAAUGGGGUGGAAGACUUCGUCUACGACUAUCCUCAAGAGAACGGUAAUCAUACCGAAACUCACUAUUUGAAGAUCAAAUACAAGAAUGCAGAAAAACUGGUGAUUUCUGAAAAAAACAAAACUUUUAACUUCAAAUUAAGUGACGAAUAUGGCGUCGAAGAAGCUGAUCAUCCAUGUGAUGUCAAACAUUAUGAUCAGUAUUAUGUCAGAUUGGAUCAUGCUAUUCAUGGUGUUGGUUCCGAAGCUUGUGGACCUGCUGUUCUCGACAAAUACAGACUCGACAUUCAAGACUUUGAUUUUACUUUUGAUAUUGAUUUCGAUUAG
Brettanomyces nanus is the source of this 3069-nucleotide messenger RNA. RefSeq names its product Beta-galactosidase (Lactase). Gene Ontology annotation, cellular component: beta-galactosidase complex. The record is from RefSeq and is a predicted model, not a curated record. The transcript has a single exon. Gene Ontology annotation, molecular function: carbohydrate binding; beta-galactosidase activity. Gene Ontology annotation, biological process: lactose catabolic process. Bases 1 to 3069 code for a protein of 1022 amino acids. NCBI's taxonomy places the organism in Eukaryota, Fungi, Ascomycota, Pichiomycetes, Pichiales, Pichiaceae.